Columba livia (rock pigeon) is the source of this 1626-nucleotide messenger RNA. Its product is annotated as olfactory receptor 14A16. The transcript has 2 exons. The coding region runs from base 281 to 1249 and encodes 322 amino acids. Gene Ontology annotation, biological process: G protein-coupled receptor signaling pathway. The record is from RefSeq and is a predicted model, not a curated record. NCBI's taxonomy places the organism in Eukaryota, Metazoa, Chordata, Aves, Columbiformes, Columbidae. Gene Ontology annotation, cellular component: membrane. Gene Ontology annotation, molecular function: G protein-coupled receptor activity; olfactory receptor activity; odorant binding.
UCAUGGCAGCGGCAGCGCUGCAGAGAGACAGCUCUGCCCAGGAGCAGCUCCUCUGCACACGCAGCAGGGAUGAGGGCUCUGCCUGCAGCACCGAGGGGAGAGGAGCCAGAGACAGAGAGGGGAAAGGCAACGUGGGGUGGGAGGAUGCUGAGAACUCACUGGAAAUGAAAUCUUCACAGGUAUUAAUUCUGUGGCUGGAAGGCAUUUCAUCUGCAAAUCAUGGUAGGAUCUCCUAAAGCUGGCAGAUUGCAGAGCCUACAAGAGACUGCCCCAUGCUCAAAUGUGGAAAAUGUCCAACAGCAGCUCCUUGACAGAGUUCCUCCUCCUGGCAUUCACAGACACACGGGAGCUGCAGCUCUUGCACUUCUGGCUCUUCCUGGGCAUCUACCUGGCUGCCCUCCUGAGCAACGGCCUCAUCAUCACCACCAUAGCCUGUGACCAGCACCUCCACACCCCCAUGUACUUCUUCCUGCUCAACCUCUCCAUGCUCGACCUGGGCUCCAUCUCUACCACUGUCCCCAAGUCCAUGGCCAAUUCCCUCUGGGACACCUGGGCUAUCUCCUAUGCAGGAUGUGCUGCACAGGUCUUUUUUUAUUUUUUCUCUGCUACAGCAGAAUUUUCUCUUCUCACCAUCAUGGCCUAUGACCGCUACAUUGCCAUCUGCAAACCCCUGCACUACGGGACCCUCCUGGGCAGCAGAGCUUGUGUGCACAUGGCAGCAGCUGCCUGGGCCACUGGGUUUCUCAAUGCUCUGCUGCACACGGCCAAUACGUUUUCACUGCCACUGUGCACGAGCAAUGCUGUGGACCAGUUCUUCUGUGAAGUCCCCCAGAUCCUCAAGCUCUCCUGCUCAGACUCCUACCUCAGGGAGUUUGGGCUUCUUCUGGUUAGUAUCUCAGUAAUAUUAAUCUCUUUUGUUUUCAUAGUGGUGUCCUAUGUGCAGAUCUUCAGGGCCGUGCUGAGGAUCCCCUCUGAGCAGGGACGGCACAAAGCCUUUUCCACGUGCCUCCCUCACCUGGCUGUGAUCUCCCUAGAUAUCAUCACUGGCACGUUUACCUACCUGAAGCCCCCCUCCGUCUCUUCCCCAUCCCUGAACCUGGUGGUUUCUGUUCUGUACUCAGUGGUGCCUCCAGCAGUGAACCCCCUCAUCUACAGCAUGAGGAACCAGGAGCUCAAGGAUGCCCUGAGGAAACUAAUAGCUGGAUGCUUUUCAAAAGCAAUAAACUGCCCAUCUUCUGCACAUCACUGAUGGUAUAACUCAUGACAGUCUCUCUUUUGUAUAUCUUGUAGUUGUAGAUUACUGUUUGUAGCUGGGGAGAGGGUUGUUUGGUUUUGCUUUUUUUUUUUAAAUGUGAUGAUAUUGUCCACGAAAAAAAGUCAUUAUCCAUCUGACUUUUAAUUCAACAUCUACAUUUAUAGUUUGAGUCACAGACUGUGUAAAUGAGAAGUCGUGCUCUCUGUGCAUAUAAACAAAAUAAAGGACCCUGCAGUGAAUUGUUUGUCUGAGAUCCUUCCUCUGAGACCUUUGUGAAACUGAAUACAAAGAUCCCAGCACAGAAGCUCUGCCAGGGAGCACCAGCCUUGUUCUCUCUUGGUUUGUUCUCUUUCCCCUUCCCCACUCUCCUU